Messenger RNA from Penicillium vulpinum, 2196 nucleotides. RefSeq lists its product as uncharacterized. Bases 1 to 2196 code for a protein of 731 amino acids. NCBI's taxonomy places the organism in Eukaryota, Fungi, Ascomycota, Eurotiomycetes, Eurotiales, Aspergillaceae. The record is from RefSeq and is a predicted model, not a curated record. The transcript has 3 exons.
AUGGGGAGAUCGUCGCCUCCAUUCCUUUAUGAGAGACCGUCCGCCUACAGCUUCAAAGGUCCCACCGACCGCGGCUUCAACCCGAGGGCCGCGACAGAGGCGAGCUGGACUCGUCCAGCAGCCAAACCCAAACAAAAAGGACCACUAGUGGAGCUAAACCGCCACCCUGACACGUGGGGUUUCUUUAAUACGGCCAGCUCAUUUACACCGAUGAGCUACAAAACAAAGGAUCGGGUCAAGUAUGCACGAACAACUCAGCUUGUACUUCGAGUACUCAAUCUCCUGGGGGCCCUGGGCUCCCUGUUCUGCUCUAUUGUUAUUAAGGGAGCUGCAACGAGCAUUAUCUGGAUCAUUCGCGCCGGUCCCAUAGUUGCAAUUCUCCACACGGUCUAUGGCAUCUAUCAUAAUUCCCGAUCUUCUCUUAAUCGGCCCGCAGGUUCCCAAUCCAGCUAUGGAAUAUUCGCUGCGAUUCUCGACUUCGGACUCAUCCCAUUCUACGUGUUUACUGCGUAUAUUGCGUAUGGUCAAUGGAACUCCAAUGCAUACCACUGGAAAAAUCUCUUCAAUGACGAUGACAUGACUGGAAAAUUGUCUGAGAGCACCUUCAUCUUGGCUAUCGCAAAUGGCGCGUUACAUCUCAUCUCCUUUGCCAUAUCGAUUUUCUUGGCGGUCAUAUUCCGGAAGAUCUCGCGCCUACCGCCUGACAUGAACCCACUUGAAGAUAAUCUGACUGCACGUCCCCGUAAAAGUCACAAGGAGACUCAAAUGGAGGAGAAACACCUCAGCCAAUCCACCCUGGAUUCCACCUUUGAAGAUCCGCUCAUGGGAUCGCCUCGCAGUGUGCCAUUCAUGCAUACACGCGAACAGUCUUUCGGUGGUGAUUCGAACCGUGGAUCAACAGGUUUGCUCGACGAGCAGCGGCAGUCACACCCUGCCUUUUAUCAGCAUCGCCUAUCCCACUUGGAAUCUCCAACCUCACCUCACAUGGAUCCCUCUAGCCCCGAGACUCUAUUCCAACAAAGCGCGAACGAGCCCUAUGAUUUCACCUCACAGACACCUGCCCCAGAGUAUCGAAAUGUUGCCUCGCACGCUCCUGAAAUCAUCGAUGCUACUGCUCAAAUGCGUCAUCUGUCAUCACGUACCGCUGAUCGAUCGGAAACCGUCAGCCCAGUGUCCAAUAAUUGGGUAGCAUACUCUGAACGGUCUCUAUCGCCAAUGGGGGAGACUCAUAACGAUAACGAAAACACUCUCCGUCAGUCCUCCUCUGUCUACAGCCGAAAAACCAACAAGACCAUCCCGUCCGCCAGUAGUGGCAUUCGAGAUUGGUUUGCUUAUUCCAAGCCGGAGCCAAGUAUUGGAAGUGUCAUCCCCGAAGAUGUACGCGGGGAAUAUGCGUCGCUUUCCGCUCACGAAUUCUAUGGCCUUGAUGAUAACCAUCGUGAACAAGAUGUGGGUGAUCAGCGCAUGGACAUAUUCCCAGACCCAGAAGAUCACAAAGAGGACACUGGCGACGAACGUGAUGGCAGUAUUCCAUUUAACCCCCUCAUGCUUAACCCGCCAACCCCGCAACCUAUUCUGACCGAACAGCCCGAGAAUACCGAUCCCGUGCGGCGGGUUGCCUUGGGCGAUAGGCCCAACUUAUCGUACAAUCCACGAGCACAGCCGGUGUCUGUUCCACAUGAGAGCCCCCAAACCACUUCGCCCAAGACCCGGUUCUAUGGCGACCUGGAUGUGGAUGGUAAGCCUGGAUUGGCCGCUUCUCGCGAAUCAAGUAUCCAGGUGCCCCGUAAGCCUAACAAGCUUACGAAGAAACGCAACAGCAAGAUAUCUGCUUAUGAGUCUCUCAAGAAGAACGACAGCGAUGAAGAAAAUGGAUACCUCUCAGCCAGGACGCGUGCUUCGCAUCGCGCUACCGAAAGCGACCGCAAGGGCCGCGUUGUGAGCAACACCGGUGCAGACACUGCGCGGCCUGCCGUUGCAGCCGGAGUUGGUGCAUCCUUAUCCUCAUACGGAAGUUACAUCGCUGGUCUGGGCGUUGGACGCCGCCGUGAUGUGAGUGGCAAGGUCGCUGAAGAAGGGCGAAGUGAAAACGUUCUUGAUGAGCAACCCAGUUUCGAUCAGAACGAAAGCCACAGAGAGGCUCAGACCUCUUCACCAAAUCGGGCUGCUGGAUGGGCUCGAUUCGCCGGGCUUUGA